Cinclus cinclus is the source of this 633-nucleotide messenger RNA. RefSeq lists its product as uncharacterized. The record is from RefSeq and is a predicted model, not a curated record. Bases 1 to 633 code for a protein of 210 amino acids. NCBI's taxonomy places the organism in Eukaryota, Metazoa, Chordata, Aves, Passeriformes, Cinclidae. The transcript has 4 exons. Gene Ontology annotation, molecular function: structural constituent of cytoskeleton. Gene Ontology annotation, cellular component: intermediate filament.
AUGGGGGGAGACAAUCCACAAGGGGAAGAAAAGGAGGAUAAAGAGGAGGACAAGAGAAAAGUCUUCAAAACUCACCUUGUUCCCAACAAGAUGGAGCUGAAGGAAUGGAUGAGAGAGCAACUGAACAUACCCUCCCACCAGCCUGUCUUCUCCCCAUGUGGCAGUUUUUUUGGCAAGGCUGUCCCCUUUCAUGGUGUGCCAGCAGCAGUUUGCAGUGACUGCCUGGGGCAGUGCAGAAAGAGUAUAAAAGCCAGCCCUUCUCACUCUCCCAUCCAGUCCUCUUGUCUCCAUCUCACUGAGAACAAGGUGCAUCUCCAGCCCCAAGACAUGUCCUGCUACACCCCGUGCCGGCCCUGCCAGCCCUGCGGCCCCACCCCGCUGGCCAACAGCUGCAAUGAGCCCUGUGUCAGGCAGUGCCAGGACUCCACCGUGGCCAUCCAGCCCUCUCCCGUGGUGGUGACCCUGCCUGGCCCCAUCCUCAGCUCCUUCCCUCAGAACACCGUGGUGGGAUCCUCCACCUCCGCUGCUGUUGGCAGCAUCCUCAGCUCUCAGGGAGUGCCCAUCAGCUCUGGGGGCUUUGGCCUCUCAGGCUUGGGCAGUGGUCUCUGUGGCACGAGGUGCUUCCCCUGCUAA